CAGCUUCACUUUCUGUUGUUCGCAAAUGUCAAGCGUUGUCCCUUUUUCUCCCACAUAACCAAUCCCACCAAACCAACCCACCAAUCUCAAAGGUCAAAUAAACUUGUCGAGACGAAACAGGACAAUGAUGUUUCGUAACGCCCUCGCCUUAGCUCCGACAAUCAUGAUGCUGUCGUUGUCGUCGCCGAAAGGCUUCGUGUUUGGGCCCGACGAUCUCCCUUUCGGCUCCGUCGAGUGGUUCUUCUACGCCGGAUUGUCCUGCUUGCUGGUGCUCUUCGCCGGUAUAAUGUCUGGACUCACUUUGGGCUUGAUGUCUCUCAGCCUCGUUGACCUCGAAAUUCUACAGAGAAGCGGCACCGUCAUCGAAAAGCAGCAAGCUUCUGCUAUCUUACCAGUUGUUGUAAAACAGCAUCAACUUCUUGUAACUUUGCUUCUCUGUAAUGCUGCUGCAAUGGAGGCCCUUCCUAUAUCCCUUGAUAAAAUCUUUCACCCCUUUGUUGCAGUGUUGCUGUCUGUUACUUUUGUUCUGGCCUUUGGAGAGAUUAUUCCACAAGCACUAUGCUCAAGAUAUGGACUCUCUGUUGGUGCAAAUUUGGUGUGGCUUGUGCGGAUUCUGAUGAUCAUCUGUUAUCCAAUUGCUUACCCUACUGGAAAGGUUCUGGAUGCUGUGCUUGGCCAUAGUGAUGUUUUGUUUAGACGAGCACAGAUAAAAGCACUUGUUUCAAUCCACAGCCAAGAGGCUGGCAAGGGUGGUGAACUAACACAAGAUGAGACGACCAUCAUUAGUGGUGCACUAGAUUUAACUGAAAAGACUGCAGAAGAGGCUAUGACACCAAUUGAAUCAACAUUUUCCUUGGAUGUCAACUCGAAAUUGGAUUGGGAAGCAGUUGGAAAAAUUCUUGCACAUGGUCAUAGUCGUAUCCCGGUCUACGUCGGGAAUCCGAAAAACAUCAUUGGAUUGUUACUGGUUAAAAGUCUUCUCAUUGUACGAGCUGAGACGGAGACUCCGGUCAGUGCCGUUUCAAUCCGGAGGAUUCCUAGGGUUCCGGCAGACAUGCCAUUGUAUGAUAUCCUCAAUGAGUUUCAAAAGGGAAGCAGUCAUAUGGCAGCUGUAGUUAAGGUUAAAGGAAAGACCAAAGACCGUCAAUUCGUUGAUGACGGGGAGAGAUUCGAUAAGCAUAGAGUUGCCAAUGGGGAUUCUCAACUGACCGAUCAUUUGUUGACCAAAUAUGACACCUUAUCAGAUAGUGUUAUAGUCGAUGUUGAGAAAUCUUCGAUCGUCACGAAAACUACUCAACCAAAGAGUACUUUGCAAGGCUUUUCGGAGGAUACUGAAGAUGGGGAAGUCAUUGGUAUCAUUACCUUAGAAGAUGUAUUUGAAGAACUUCUCCAAGAGGAAAUCGUAGACGAGACUGAUGUAUACGUUGAUGUGCAUAAAAGGAUACGAGUAGCUGCUGCUGCUGCUGCUGUUGCCCGGGCUCCAUCAGAUCGUAGAUUGAUUGGUCAAAAGCCUUCAGGUGUUCAAAGUAAGCAAAGCAAAUGACAAAGAAGCCUAUGGAUCAUAAUAUUCACAAACCGGGAGAUCUUUGGUUAACCCAGGGGAACUUUAUCCUUGUAUUAUCUAAUGAUCUUUGCUGGUCAAAAUAGAAUCAAAAUCAGUUGUUUUUCGAUCUUGUUGUCGUCUGUCGUAAAUUCUUUAAUUAGUUUGUGUAUAUUGCAGCUUAUAUACAUUUAGUUCUGAAUGAGAAAGUAGGGGGGAAUUUUGUGCAUGGCAGUGCUAUUAAUUCCACUAGGAAAACCAGCUAUCUAUGUAUGAAUAUGAACCUGGAAUGGCUAUUGACUGGUAAAGUUGGUGUUUUGGUAGCCUCCUUGGGUAAAAAGGGUUUUGUUUCUUUCUCGAUCUCGAACUCGUAAAAUUAGUGAAAUAAUGUUGUUGAAAAAAAAUAGAGAAACGAAAGAUGUUCCGAAUUUAUUUAGAGAUAUGGGAUUGAUGCUACAAUGAAGAGCAUAAGGAUUUGAGUAAGGUAAGCAAAAUUGUACCUCACUUUAAUACUCCAACUUCGGGAGCACGUGGAAUUUAUUUAUUUAUUUUUUAGCCAUUGUUGGACGCUUGGAAAGAAGCAUGUGGUUCAACAACGCCAUCAACAAUUAUUAUUCCAAAGGGGGCAUAUUUAUUAAGCCGAGCAAGCUUGGAAGGUCCUUGCAAGUCUCCUAUUGAGCUUAAAGUUGAAGGCGUUAUAAGGCUCCAGCUGAUCCUAAAGCAUUCAAGGAGCCUGAAUGGGUUACCUUCAAUAAAGUUGAAAAUUUUAAAAUGUCCGGUGGAGGGGUUUUCGAUGGCCAAGGAACCAUUGCUUAUCGCAGAGAAGGUUGUGCAAAAAAUGACAAUUGUAGUCACCUCCCCGUUGUAAGGUUUCUUCCUUUUUGCAUGAAUUUAAUUUUUUUUUAAUUA
This is a messenger RNA of Hibiscus syriacus, 2449 nucleotides long. Its product is annotated as DUF21 domain-containing protein At4g14240-like. Gene Ontology annotation, biological process: magnesium ion homeostasis. Gene Ontology annotation, cellular component: intracellular membrane-bounded organelle. The transcript is spliced from 13 exons. The record is from RefSeq and is a predicted model, not a curated record. Lineage: Eukaryota; Viridiplantae; Streptophyta; Magnoliopsida; Malvales; Malvaceae. Bases 125 to 1543 code for a protein of 472 amino acids.